Messenger RNA from Nicotiana attenuata, 1059 nucleotides. RefSeq lists its product as uncharacterized. The record is from RefSeq and is a predicted model, not a curated record. The annotation marks the transcript as partial. Gene Ontology annotation, molecular function: DNA binding. NCBI's taxonomy places the organism in Eukaryota, Viridiplantae, Streptophyta, Magnoliopsida, Solanales, Solanaceae. Gene Ontology annotation, biological process: DNA repair; DNA recombination; DNA replication. Gene Ontology annotation, cellular component: nucleus. The transcript is spliced from 9 exons.
AUGGUUACAACACUUCAUGAAAUCAGUCAAAUUUCAAGCAAUUCGAUGCAAUGGAAUCUCAAAGUUAGAGUCGUUCGAAUGUGGGAAAUGCCGGAUCGUUUCAAUCCUGGAAAACCAUAUUCGAUUGAGUUGAUUUUACAAGAUGCAAAGGGUGAUCGUAUCCAGGCCUUGAUUGGAAAGUAUGUAAUUAAAUUUUUUAGGACCAAGAUACAGGAACUUGGCCUAUAUCGCAUGAACUACUUUGUCGUCGUACCAAACAACUUGAGUUUAAAGAACACACCACACAAUCUGAGGCUGACAUUUACACAAAGGACAACGGUUGAGGAAAUAGUUGAUUCUUCAUUUCAUAUGAAUAUCUUCAACUUUCGUCCUUUUGAUCAGCUAAUGACUCAGAAUGAUGUCGAUGAGGCAGAAUUAUUCGAUGUCAUUGGUCAGGUUUUGAAGUAUGAAGAUGUUAAGACCCACAAGCAAGGAGAUAACGACAGUGUCUUCCUCAAUGUUCAACUCGAAGAUGAUCAGAGGAAUAGAAUUACGGCAACCUUAUGGAGUGAACUUGUGGAUCAAAUUCAGCCUUACUUGAAUGGAGCUAUCGACGAACCUUUGAUUGUUGUUUUACAAUUUAUGAAACCUCAAAAAUUUCGAGGUAACUACUCAGAAUGUACCUACUGGAUUGCUGCUAAAUUGGUUAAUUUGGAACUUGAACGAGGAUGGUCAUACUUGGCAUGCAACAAGUGCACUAAAAAGGUUGACAAAAUUGGGAACAAAUUUUUUUGUGAGAAAUGCAAUGAAGAACAACAUUCUGUUGGUCUUAGGUAUCGACUUCAAGUUGGUGUUAUUGAUGGAACCGCUUUUAUCUCAUUAUUGCUUUGGAAUCGCGAAGCGAUGCAGAUUAUAGGAAAGUCCGCAAAAGAAUUGAAGCAAGGAUUAGUUGAGGCUUCUGUUAUAGAUGACGACUGUUCUUAUCCAAGUGAGCUGGAUGAUAUUCUUUAUAUAAAAUUCAUGUUUAAGGAUUCAGAGAUUCCUGAUGGACAAAGUUCGGAUCGAGAGAAGCUAUUUGGG